GGCCCAGUCCAUCGUCUCCUCCUCUGCUGUUGGACUGCAAACACAGGACGGAGCGGAGUGACCAUCGGGCUUUAUUCAUAGCUGGACUAAUUUCAGUCCUCCCUCGCAUUGGGUAAACAGCACCGCCCAGAAGGUUGUUUGUUUUAAGUGUGGAGCGAUCCAUCGCAGAGCGCCGUGCUCGAUUGACACUGUCUGCUGAUCUGCUACUGCAGCUUUCUCAGAAUAACAAGGCGGCUCGCUAAUUCCCGUCUACCGGGGCUUCCACCGAAACGCCGAGCGUACCAAAAAACCAAGAAGGCGGGCAGGAACGCCGCGCCGCAAGUGCCCGCACCCCAGAAUGGCUUCGGGAGACCUUUACGAGGUGGAGCGAAUCGUGGACAAGCGGCGAAACAAGAAGGGCAAGUGGGAGUACCUGAUCCGCUGGAAGGGCUACGGCAGGAGGCAGGACACAUGGGAGCCGGAGAACCACCUGCUGCACUGCGAGGAGUUCAUCGACCAGUUCAACAGCCUGCGACUGCACGCCCCGCACAAGCCGCUCAAACCCCCAAAGAUGCUCCACGGAGCGCCGUCCGGCCCGCGGCCCCUCGCCACCGCCCGCCCCGCUCACCCGGACCCCUUCAGAGCCCGCGCCGACACCCGUAAGAAGAGGCAAAGCUCGGAUCCCCGCGCUGGGGGGAGAGGGGGGGACGUGGCCGGGGUGGAUGUGGUGGUCGGGGGGGGCGGGGAUCCAGGGAGGACACAGAAGCAGAGGGUGGGUGGUGGGGGAGCGGUGGGCAAGCAGGCUCCGGAGGAGAGGAUUAACAAAGUGAUGACGUUCAAGCCCACCUCGCCCCGGCAGUUACAGUUUGUUCCCGCCAUGAGGGCUUCGCACAACGGACUUCAGAAUGGAGAGGCAGAGCCUGUCUUAUACCGGGCGUCGUCGAGGACUCCGAGGCCUCCUCCAGACAAGGGGGAGAGGACCCUGGCGGACGUGGCUAAUCCUGGGCAACAGCGCGCUGAAAACCUAGGCUCCCCUUUGGCCAACGGGAGGAUUCAUCUGCACAGCUCGGCCAAGCGGAAGCUGGGGGAGGACAGGGGAUACGUGUUCGACAAGCGGCUGAGAUACAACGUACGGCAGAGCGACUCACUCUGCCGUUUCCGGGACAUCGUGGUCAGGAAGGAAGAAGGCUUCACGCACGUGCUGCUGUCCAGCCAAACGACAGACAGAAAUGCCUUGACACCUGAGAUCAUGAAGGAAGUUUGUCGGGCCUUGGGCAAUGCAGCUGCAGAUGACAGUAAACUGCUGCUGCUGACCUCCGUGGGGACUGUCUUCUGCAGCGGCCUGGAGCCCUCCUACCUCAUAGGGCGUCUGUCCACAGACCGGAGGAAAGAGAGCACUCGCAUUGCAGAGGCUGUGCGGGAUCUGGUGUUGGCAUUCAUCCACUUCAAGAAGCCCAUUGUGGUGGCUGUGAACGGCCCUGCUCUGGGCCUUGGGGCCUCCAUCCUGCCUCUGUGUGAUGUGGUGUGGGCCAGCGAGAGAGCCUGGUUCCAAACCCCGUGUGCAGCCCUCCGUCUCACGCCCUCUGGCUGCUCCUCCUACACCUUUCCCCAGAUCCUGGGUGUGGCGCUGGCCAAUGAGAUGCUGUUCUGUGGGAGAAAGCUCACAGCACAAGAAGCAUGCAGCCGGGGUCUGGUUUCACAGGUCUUCUGGCCAGCCACAUUUAACCAGGAGGUGAUGAUACGUGUGAGGGAAAUGGCUCUUUGUAGCUCUGUGGUGCUAGAAGAAUCCAAAUGCCUCGUGAGGGGCAUCCUGAGACCUGUGUUAGAGGAGGUGAAUGAGAAGGAGUGCCAGAUGUUGAGACAGUUGUGGUGCUCCACCAAAGGUCUGGAAGCUCUCUUCGGUUACAUGCAGAAUAAAGCCUAUGACAACUGACCCUUCAUGCAAGGAUGCAUGGAACCUGGCGGAUUUUACCAACCUCUCUACCAGCAAGGGCACGCUUCUUCAACAGUCACCGUUGAAGCGCAACUUCAUGUUUUUGUGAUUCUACUGUCCCAGUCCUCGAAGAAAUCAAAGAACGGCCCAAGGGCCAAACGCUCAUUGCUUAAAGGGUAAGGCCUGUGUAAACCUGUACACUUUCAUUACCGUCGUACGGAAUGAAAAGAUCAAAGGUGACCUGCUGUUGUCCACCUAAAAUGUCUUGUUAUCUAUCAAUUAACUCUUAGGUUCAGUGGUGUUUUACCAUUACAGCCCAUUUAACAAGUUUGGCUUGUUUUCUUAGAAGAAUAGAGAAAUACACUGAGCCCACGUUUAACGCCAGCCUGAUCAUUUUAGAGAUUAUAUAUCAGAGAAUGAUCCUCUUCUAGGAAGAAACAUAGACUGUUUGUAUGAGUUUGAAAGCUUUGUGAAAGGUUCGGAAAUGUGUACAUGCAAUCGCCUAUGUUUCGAAAUAAUUUAUUUAAUGAAACGUAAUAUAUUAUAUAUAAUAUAUUGAGAUAGAGAUAUAUGUAUAUUUGUAUUUAAAAAGUAAGCUUUGUGUACAAAGUGAAUAUAUGGUCAGCCUUUGUUGUACAUUCUUAUGAAUAUAGAUUUCCAUGUCUGCUGAUGGUCUGUGCACGAGUCGCUAUUCAAGCCAUUGAGUUAGUUUAGCAAAAAAACCAAAGUUUGCAUCCGAGUGAAGCACAAGUUUCUCCCUUUUAGAUACAUAAUUUCUAUGGACAGACUUAAACUCCACAAUGGCAUUGAGUGCUCAAAGCAGUCCUAAUGACAUUGAUUUGUUAUAUGCCAUUGAGUUGCAAGAGUUUGAAUUAAAUUAUUUAUUUCUUCAUAAAGUACUUAUAAUUAUUUAAAAAAAGACUUAAAGGAAUAUUGUAAAUUAGCAGAAUGAAAUCUAAUAUUACUGACAUAUUUAUCGCAUCACACUUUUUGAUCUAGGCUAAUUAAAAAGAGACCAUACUUUUUGUAAAUAGCCAGAUCAUGGCUAUUUACAAUCACCCUCAAAUUGUUCACUUUCUUUUCGUCUGUAUUAUAUUCUCAACAUAUGUUACACUUGUGAUUAGUGUAGCUGCAAGAAUACAUUGACUUCUUGAAGAAGCUUUGGCAAGUUUGAACCCAUUAAGGUGGGGGUGGGGGCAUUUCGGCUAUUAGAUAUUGAUUUGUAUAACACUGAAACCGUAAUAAUCUGCACGAAAGAUGAAAUCGUAUUAGUGGCCACUUAAUAAAGUGAAACAUUAAAUUGCUUUGGUAUACAUCACACAUUGCAAAUGGUAUGCAUCACACUAGUGUAUCACAAAGGUGUAUAGGGCCUAUAUUGGUUGUAAUAAUCUAUCAAACUAGUGCAAAAGAUAUCGUACUCUACGGUGUGUUGAAUGUGUUGGAUAUAGAUCGUGUUUACCAAAGUCUGAUGAUCAUGUACAUGUUAUGUUUUUUUUAAGUUGAUCUUUUGUUUGUCAUGGACAUCACCGUAAGGUGUUUGUUUGGUGUCUGCGUUGUCUACGUUCUGUAUUGUGAAGCUGAAACCAAGGUAGAACUUAAUCACAUGUGAUGUUAGUUUCAUGAAAUGAUAUACAUACAUAAACUUCUAUUGCAUUUACGUUUUUAAUUUACCAAAAAAUAACGACUUCUGUGGAAAAUAGUUUGAAUAAUUCAGAGGAUUGUCCAGUUUUCCAAUCAGACACAGGCAGUGCAUAGACUAUAGAGGCUAGCCAUUUGUGUAAUGAACUGCAUGUAAUAUACUGUAGAUAUAAAUGUAUUGCCUGCCAGAAUACUUUCUAUUACAGGGUAUGUUUUGUAUUGGCAUUGUAAGUAGUGUUUGAAAGCAGUUUAUUUUUGUAUUUAUUUGAAAUUUUAUUUACAGUCUGCUGUGCCAUUUUCCAUUCCCUCAAUCCCUCCACAACUUUCUGAAUUAUCCACAAUAUAAAUAAUGAUGAAUAAAGUGUCAUGAUGAAUAAAUUAAUUAUAUUCAUUCA
Gadus morhua (Atlantic cod) is the source of this 3945-nucleotide messenger RNA. Its product is annotated as chromodomain Y-like protein 2. Lineage: Eukaryota; Metazoa; Chordata; Actinopteri; Gadiformes; Gadidae. The record is from RefSeq and is a predicted model, not a curated record. Gene Ontology annotation, cellular component: nucleus. Gene Ontology annotation, molecular function: transcription corepressor activity. The transcript is spliced from 7 exons. Bases 338 to 1912 code for a protein of 524 amino acids.